ACUAUUUGUAUUAAAUUCUUGAUACUUUCUCCGAUUGGUUUGAAAAUAGUUUCGGAAUUGUCCGAUUUCGAAUAGCACUGUUUUCUUGAAUGUACGUGUCAAACGGUUUAAGUAUUGCCAUGUAGCUCUCGCCACUAGCAGUAGUGCGCGAUGUCGUUGGGUCCUGAUUCGGUGACCUCUGUCCAUCCCCUGGGACACGGAGACGACAUGCACCAACAAGUUCUGGCCUCCUUCCCUCUGUGUCAGCUGACUGAAGAGGACCUGGCGCAGAACCCCCUGUUCUGCCGGCUCCUGGCUUCCCUCUCUCAGCACGUGGACCACACAGGCCUCAGCCUGCCCCUUCGGAAAGACCUGGAGAAGGCGGAACAGGAGCUCCGGGUGCAGAGACUGGGCUGGCUGCGGUCAGAGAGCCUGCUCCAGCUGCUCCGGGAAAUGGCCCAGGAGCACUGUGUCCGAAAGCACCACUCCAGCACCACUGCGGACGACGACAAGUUCUAUGAGACCCUGGAGCAGUGCUUGCUGGUGGCUCAGUGUGUCAGGCAGCUGGACCCCAGCUCCACUGUGGGCCAGGAUCAGCCCCAGCUCCUGGGACUCUCUGCCCAGCAUGUACUGGGCCUCAUGCCUCCUGAACAGGACGUGCGCUGCAUGAAACGCCGGCUGCUGGUGGAGCUGGAGAAGCGCCUGAAGGAGAAGUGCUGGGCCCUCCUCUCGUACCACCAGCCCGACUGCGAGAACGAGAGCGAAGGAUUGAAGAGCUUGAAGCUCUCUCGUCUGCCAGAGACCCUGGAGAAUGAGAGCAAGAGGGCCGAGGGCCUGAGGGAGAAGCACAAGGAGAGUGCCGCCCUGCUGCAGCGGCAGACUCAUCGCUACCUCUCCGAGCUGCUGGGCUGUGUCCAGAUCCUGCAGUCCGUCAUUCUUGACCAUCGUCUGAAGGCCCAGAAGGAGCUGGACGUGAAGAAAGUGGAGUACCUGGACGCCAAGUGUCAGAUCAUCAUCCGCAAGAUAAGGGUGGAGAUGCUCGAGAUUCAGCUGGCCACCUACACGCCGGAGGCGAUCGCCGCCCACCGAAAAAUCAGGGACGUGCUGGACGGCGAGCUGAGCGCUGCUCGGGCGGAGAAGCAGUCCGCGGACUCCGUGCUGUCCUCCUUCCAGAUCCUGGGGCAGGAGUUUGAGGCCCUGGUCGAGGAGUACUCCCGCCUCCGUCACGAGAUCGACAACAAGCGCUGGGCCCUGCAGGAGUUCUCCCAGCACAGCCACUGAGGAAGCGGGGUCCGGGAGCCCCUCCCCUCCCCUCCCUGGAGCCCUUCCUUGGCUCCACUCCCACACCAGAGUGAUAAAGACCCUUACAGCGAGAAGUUGUACAUAUGACUAAAUAAAUAUUUUGUAAACAGAAUCUCAUUGUUCUGUGUAUUAGAUUACAUUUUUUGUGUUUUGAUUCAUGUAACUAAAUUUUUGUGAAUAAAAUUGUCACAGAA
Anguilla anguilla (European eel) is the source of this 1475-nucleotide messenger RNA. It is a transcript of the gene haus4, whose product is annotated as HAUS augmin-like complex, subunit 4. The coding region runs from base 151 to 1260 and encodes 369 amino acids. NCBI's taxonomy places the organism in Eukaryota, Metazoa, Chordata, Actinopteri, Anguilliformes, Anguillidae. Gene Ontology annotation, cellular component: HAUS complex. Gene Ontology annotation, biological process: spindle assembly; centrosome cycle. The record is from RefSeq and is a predicted model, not a curated record. Gene Ontology annotation, molecular function: microtubule minus-end binding. The transcript is spliced from 10 exons.